GGAGCAGCACCGCACCGCGCUGCGCCUGCCGCAGCUCACCCAUCUCCCACAUUGUAGCCACAAACUAUGAUUUCAAAUUCCUCAAUGCCUUUCCAGUGCUGGAUUUAUCCCCAUCUACGAUUAUAUUUAGAGUAGUAUUUUAUGUGUGUUUGUGUGUGUGUGUGUGUGUGAGUUUUAUUUAUUCUUUUUUUUGGUGGUAGUUUUGAGGCGAGCAUGUGCGUAAUUUUGCGAGGAUUGUCGAGGUGCAACCGGGAGUGAGUUGGGCAAUAUGCGCCGCUGGGAUAUGAUUUUCAACCGAAAGGCUUAUGGAAUAUAGCCCGGUUUGCCACAGCCUGUAUGUCCUCUGGUCCAGCCCCGUGAAGAAGAAACUAAUACUGCUCAGCAUCAUGUUUUUCAUCUGGGUAUACAUGCUGUACUCCUGCGUGGGCUACUGCUCCACCAUGCCAAGCUUGGUGGUGGACCGUUACCGGGGCAAGGAGACCGGCGCGGCGGUGGGCAGGAGGACAGAGAGCGGCAGGACGGACCUGGUGUCCCGUCUGCUGGCCCAACCGCAGCCGUGGGAGGAUAUAGAGAGCGACUACGAGGAGCCGUCCAUCAGGACCGCGGCGUCCCGAGACCUGCUCAAUAACGAGCUGGAGGCGGACCGAGCCGACGACUGGGACGAGAUGCGCGGCGAGCAGCAGAGAGCCCCGGAGCCCAGCGCCAUGUCCAGCUUCUCCAACGGCUCCGGGAGCAAGAAGCUGCCGCAGGCGAUCAUCAUCGGGGUGAAGAAAGGAGGCACCCGGGCUCUGCUGGAGUUCCUCCGGGUGCACCCGGACAUCAGAGCCGUGGGAGCGGAGCCGCACUUCUUCGACCGCAACUACGAGAACGGGCUGGAGUGGUACAGGGAGCUGAUGCCCAAGACUCUGGAGGGCCAGAUCACCAUGGAGAAAACCCCCAGCUACUUUGUGACCAGAGAGGCUCCGGCCCGGAUCGCCGCCAUGUCCCGGGACACCAAGCUGAUCGUGGUCGUGAGGGACCCCGUCACCAGGGCCAUCUCGGACUACACGCAGACGCUGUCCAAGAAGCCCGACAUUCCCUCUUUCGAGAGCCUCACCUUCAAAAACAGGACUACGGGGCUCAUCGACACCUCGUGGAGCGCCAUCCAGAUCGGCAUCUACGCCAAGCACCUGGACAACUGGCUGCAGUACUUCCCCGCGGAGCAGAUCCUGUUCGUGAGCGGCGAGCGGCUGAUCAGCGACCCGGCCGGAGAGCUGGGCCGCGUGCAGGACUUCCUGGGGCUCAAGAGGAUCAUCACAGACAAACACUUUUACUUCAACCAGACCAAGGGUUUCCCGUGCCUCAAGAAGGCCGAGGGCAGCAGCAAGCCCCACUGCCUGGGCAAAACCAAAGGGCGGACCCACCCCAACAUUGACCCCGAGGUGGUGCAGAGGCUACGGGACUUCUACAGGCCCUUCAACAUGAAGUUCUACCAGAUGACGGGACACAACUUUGGUUGGGAUUGAUGUGGAAAAUCAUACGAAAGACAAUUUAUUUUGUCAAUUUGUCGACAAGUUUAUUAUUUUUUCCUUCUGUAAUUCAAUGGCAAGACGCUGAGAUAUUGCUAUAUAUAUGUAAAAUGUACAGAAAUCUAUUUUAUAAUAAUUUAUUUUUAUUUCUAAGCAAUUAAUUCACUAAGCUGCCUAACCAUAUUUGUACAUAACAUCUGGCCCACAUUGUUUUUUUUUGUUUUUUUUUAACAUUCCUCAUUUUAAUCUUGAAUUCGCCUCCCUCGCGGUCCCCCCCAGUUACGCUUUCUGCAAUCCAAUUUUCCUGCACUGGCAUCGGGAUCUCAUCUCCCUUUCCACUCAAUAACAGUUGGAUCAAUAGGCCUAAUUGAUCCUCAUUGUGUCACUCACGCUUAAAGUAUACAGCUGCCCUUUCAUUCUCGGUGCUCCUGCUGCCGGCUCUAAUGAAUGACCCAUCCAUCAAACGGCGAAUCCCAUUCCCGGACCACAUAAGGGCCCGUGUUAACAUUAUGCUAAUCGGGUAAAGGUAACUGGCAGAUCGA
Molecule: messenger RNA, 2050 nt
Organism: Cyclopterus lumpus (lumpfish)
Lineage: Eukaryota; Metazoa; Chordata; Actinopteri; Perciformes; Cyclopteridae
Gene: hs3st3b1b
Product: heparan sulfate (glucosamine) 3-O-sulfotransferase 3B1b
Exons: 2
Coding region: 306-1505 (399 amino acids)
Molecular function (GO): [heparan sulfate]-glucosamine 3-sulfotransferase activity
Source: RefSeq, a predicted model, not a curated record